CGUCGUGGGCCGCGAUGAUGGCGGCCCUGUACCCGAGCACGGACCUCUCGGGCGUCUCCUCCUCCUCCCUGCCCUCCUCGCCGUCCUCCUCUUCGUCGCCCGGCGAAGUGAUGGCGCUGAAGGAUGUGCGGGAGGUGAAGGAGGAGAACACCUUGAAUGAGAAGCUGUUCUUGCUGGCGUGCGACAAGGGUGACUAUUAUAUGGUUAAAAAGAUUUUGGAGGAAAACAGUUCAGGUGACUUGAACAUAAAUUGCGUAGAUGUGCUUGGGAGAAAUGCUGUUACCAUAACUAUUGAAAACGAAAACUUGGAUAUACUACAGCUUCUUUUGGACUACGGUUGUCAGUCCGCAGAUGCACUUUUGGUGGCAAUCGACUCUGAAGUAGUGGGAGCUGUUGAUAUACUACUUAAUCAUCGACCAAAACGAUCAUCAAGACCAACUAUAGUAAAACUAAUGGAACGAAUUCAAAAUCCUGAGUAUUCAACAACUAUGGAUGUGGCACCUGUCAUUUUAGCUGCUCAUCGUAACAACUAUGAGAUUCUUACAAUGCUCUUAAAACAGGACGUGUCUCUGCCCAAGCCUCAUGCCGUUGGCUGUGAAUGCACCUUGUGUUCUGCAAAGAACAAAAAGGACAGCCUCCGACAUUCCAGGUUUCGUCUUGAUAUAUAUAGAUGUUUGGCGAGUCCAGCUCUCAUAAUGUUAACAGAAGAAGAUCCAAUUCUGAGAGCAUUUGAACUUAGUGCUGACUUAAAAGAACUCAGCCUUGUGGAGGUGGAAUUCAGGAAUGAUUACGAGGAAUUAGCCCGUCAAUGCAAAAUGUUUGCUAAAGAUUUGCUCGCACAAGCCCGGAAUUCACGUGAAUUGGAAGUCAUCCUGAACCACACAUCUAAUGAUGAACCACUUGACAAACGGGGACUACUAGAAGAAAGAAUGAAUUUAAGUCGUCUAAAACUUGCUAUCAAAUAUAACCAAAAGGAGUUUGUCUCCCAGUCUAACUGCCAGCAGUUCCUGAACACUGUUUGGUUUGGACAGAUGUCAGGUUACCGACGUAAGCCUACCUGUAAGAAGAUAAUGACUGUUUUGACAGUUGGCAUCUUUUGGCCAGUUUUGUCACUGUGUUAUUUGAUAGCUCCCAAGUCUCAAUUUGGUAGAAUCAUUCACACACCAUUUAUGAAGUUUAUUAUUCAUGGAGCCUCAUACUUCACAUUCCUGCUGUUACUAAAUCUAUACUCCCUUGUGUACAAUGAGGAUAAGAAAAACACAAUGGGGCCAGCCCUUGAGAGAAUAGACUAUCUGCUUAUACUGUGGAUUUUUGGGAUGAUUUGGUCAGACAUUAAAAGACUCUGGUAUGAGGGACUGGAAGACUUCUUAGAAGAGUCUCGUAAUCAACUCAGUUUUGUCAUGAAUUCCCUCUAUUUGGCAACUUUUGCUCUCAAAGUGGUAGCUCACAAUAAGUUUCAUGACUUUGCUGAUAGAAAGGACUGGGAUGCAUUCCAUCCUACACUAGUUGCAGAAGGGCUUUUUGCAUUUGCAAAUGUUCUGAGUUAUCUUCGCCUCUUCUUUAUGUAUACAACCAGCUCUAUCUUGGGUCCAUUGCAGAUUUCAAUGGGACAGAUGUUACAAGAUUUUGGAAAAUUUCUUGGGAUGUUUCUUCUUGUUUUGUUUUCUUUCACAAUUGGACUGACUCAACUCUACGAUAAAGGCUAUACUCCAAAGGAACAGAAGGACUGUGUAGGCAUCUUUUGUGAACAGCAGAGCAAUGAUACCUUCCACUCGUUCAUCGGCACGUGCUUUGCUUUGUUCUGGUACAUCUUCUCCCUAGCACAUGUAGCCAUCUUUGUGACAAGGUUCAGCUAUGGAGAAGAGCUGCAGUCUUUUGUUGGCGCUGUCAUUGUUGGCACUUACAACGUCGUGGUGGUGAUCGUGCUGACAAAGCUGUUGGUAGCGAUGCUGCAUAAAAGCUUCCAGCUGAUAGCAAAUCAUGAAGACAAAGAAUGGAAAUUUGCUCGAGCAAAGCUGUGGCUUAGCUACUUUGAUGAUAAAUGUACACUGCCCCCACCUUUCAACAUUAUCCCUUCACCAAAGACUAUUUGCUACAUGAUUAGUAGCCUCAGUAAGUGGAUUUGCUCUCACACAUCAAAAGGCAAGGUCAAACGGCAAAACAGUUUGAAGGAGUGGAGAAAUCUGAAACAAAAGAGAGAUGAAAACUACCAGAAGGUGAUGUGCUGCCUGGUGCAUCGCUACUUGACUUCCAUGCGACAGAAGAUGCAGAGCACAGAUCAGGCAACUGUGGAAAAUCUGAAUGAACUGCGCCAAGAUUUGUCAAAAUUCCGAAAUGAAAUAAGGGAUUUGCUUGGCUUUCGGACUUCGAAGUAUGCCAUGUUUUAUCCAAGAAAUUAAUCAUUUUCUAAAUAUUCAAUAACAAAUCUAAAAGACAUUUCCAUAACUUACAAUUAAAUUAGUAAGAUAUAUAUUGAAAUAAAUAAUUAUGUAAAAGCCAUCCUUUAAAAUAUUUGUAGCAUAAAAUAUGUAAAAUAUGUAUAUAGAGUUAGUUUUUUAAAACCUGUCUGUGGCUUUUUGUAGAAGCAAAACAGGUUAAACAGAUUUUUGUUAGCAUGCUACUUGGUUUUCUUAAUUGGUCAGUGUUUUUUUUUUAUGUUUAAGAGAGGUAGCUGUCAAUGUGCACAUUUCACAAAAGGUUUUAAAAAAUGAAGGUCAGCAAAUAUGGGCUGAUUUCCUACUAUAAGAUAUACUUGAAAUAUAGAACUCAUAGGUUUUAAAACUUCUGUUUUAGGAGCUCACUCACUUGUGGCUCAGUAUUUGUUGUUUAGGAAUAUAUUAUCUAAAAUAAUGGUCUAUUUUUAUUUUGUUGUAAUCCUAAGUAACAAAGGAAAGUCUGUAGUGGGUAUUAAAAUCUGUACCUGUCAAUCUAAGUUCACUUCAUUUUUUGUUACUGUAAUAUAUUUACUUUUACAUGGUUAUAAUCAUUUUAUAUUUUUAAUUAUUUUCACUUACUAGCAUUUUAUAUAUACUCCCAUGUACUUAGGUAAUCAUAAAUUUUUAUAGAAGUAUGUCACUUUUGAAACAUAUAGCCAAUAGACAUUUUUACUUUUUAGCCAUAGAUUAUCUGCUUUAUUUAUGAAUUUGAAAAGUUACUUCUAAGCAUUUGGUUGUGCCUAACUUGUCCUUCUAGUUUUUCAAGUUAGAGUGAAAUUCAUAAUUGUAAGAAGAAAGAUCCUUCUUUACGGUGUGUGCUCAAAGCCUUGAGUAUGGAAAGCAUGGAGAGGCCCUUUAGUGAGAGGGUUUGUUUUACGUUUGAAUCAAGGUUCUUGAGCUCCUCUCCCAAAGUAUUUUUCACAGGAUUUAACACAGAUUCUAUAAAAAUGAUUCCUUGCUUGCUGCUUAAAAUGAAAGUAACUGUUUUUUAAAAUUGGAUUAUAAAAUAUGUAUUUAAGCUUUACAGUGUUCACAUAAGGAAAGUAGCUAAAAUUUUUUUACAGGCUAUUACUUAUGUGCUUGCAGUAUUUCCAGUUAAGAAGUAUGUAACGAUCUUCUUAACUGAUGCCAGGUGGUGGGCCACAGGGUGCAGGUAGCCCUUGGUCUACAAGCACCGCCCAUCCAGGGAUCGUUGUCUAACUAUGUUAAUGCUUUGUGUCAUCUAGCUUUUCACUUUUUGUCUUUAAUUUUCAAGGUCUAAAUGUUCCUUCUUUAGGACAAAUUCUUAUAAAAUGUUUAUUGUAAAGUUAUAUAUUUUGUCUACAAUGGAAUUAUGCACUUCCCAUUUGGGAUUUUACAUCAGGAUUUUUAGUCAUUUAAAAAAUACAUAAUUAUUAA
Jaculus jaculus (lesser Egyptian jerboa) is the source of this 3833-nucleotide messenger RNA. It is a transcript of the gene Trpc1, whose product is annotated as transient receptor potential cation channel subfamily C member 1. Gene Ontology annotation, cellular component: cation channel complex; membrane. The coding region runs from base 15 to 2399 and encodes 794 amino acids. The transcript is spliced from 13 exons. Gene Ontology annotation, biological process: regulation of cytosolic calcium ion concentration; calcium ion transmembrane transport; manganese ion transport. NCBI's taxonomy places the organism in Eukaryota, Metazoa, Chordata, Mammalia, Rodentia, Dipodidae. Gene Ontology annotation, molecular function: protein binding; inositol 1,4,5 trisphosphate binding; store-operated calcium channel activity. The record is from RefSeq and is a predicted model, not a curated record.